Molecule: messenger RNA, 1272 nt
Organism: Melanaphis sacchari
Lineage: Eukaryota; Metazoa; Arthropoda; Insecta; Hemiptera; Aphididae
Product: venom protease-like
Exons: 7
Coding region: 137-1183 (348 amino acids)
Biological process (GO): proteolysis
Molecular function (GO): serine-type endopeptidase activity
Source: RefSeq, a predicted model, not a curated record
GGUGUUGAGUAGUUGCAAUUUGCGCGUUCCUUAAACGUAAACCUGACGUUGACUAAUACUCUCUCACAAGUUUAAAACGUUAUCAGCUAGGUAUUGUAGUUGUUAAUAGAUAUUAUUUCUAAUCGUUUAGUGCAAAAUGAUGAGUUUUAGAAAUUCACAGUGUAUAUUCAUGCUGUUUAUUUUAUGUAUCACGCGUUUGGGAUGUUGUACUCCUCAAAAUAUUGAUAAAGUGGCUAGUACCACUAGUGUUCCGACAGUUAACAAAUCCACAAGCAUAGAAACAUAUUCGUCCGCUGAAAUGUGCGAAAAGUAUUCAGAGUUGAUUUACGUUAAAAUAAAGGAUCCAAUAUUACUGCCGAGCCAAGAAGAUCAUUUUAUCAAAUUUAAAGAUUGUCGCAUUGUCGUACCUUUAAUCACUAACGGAACGUUGGCUGAUUCAAAAGAAUUUCCGCACAUGGCUUUGUUGGGUUAUACCAAAAAUCCCAAAGACAAUGCAUGGGCCUGCGGUGGAUCAUUGAUCAGCAAUAGAUGGGUUCUGUCCGCAGCGCACUGUGAUAAAAUUGAAAAUUCGUUGUUUGUGCAAUGGGCACGCUUGGGAGAGUUGAACUAUCUGAAGGAUACCGAUGAUGCCAGACCAAAGGAUUACAAAAUCGUACAACGCGUAGUUCACCCGAACUAUAAACCUCCGUUAUUGUACAACGAUAUAGCGUUGUUUCGUUUGGAGGAGGAUGUAACGUUUUCGGCAUACGUACGGCCCAUUUGUCUGAACGCAGAUCCUAAUUUGAAACUUACUGCUCCGCAGAAGGUGGUAGCAACUGGUUGGGGACAGAUACUACACAAGGGACCAGUCAGUCCAGAUCUGUUAAAAGUCGAUUUGGAGGUUAUUCCGGCGAGUCAGUGCAAAUCUAAUUAUGCGUCGUCAGCGAAAUCUCAAUUGCCAAAUGGAAUACUCGAUGACAGCCAGAUAUGCGCGGGCUAUGCUCGUGGUGAAAAAGACACUUGCGGGGGCGAUUCCGGCGGUCCGAUUCAGAUACCACACAGCGAUUACACGUGCAUGUAUAAGCAAAUAGGCGUCACGUCGUUCGGCAAGAAGUGUGCAGAGGAGAAUUCGCCUGGCGUAUACACCAGAGUGUCCAAGUACAUACCGUGGAUCGAGCAAAUCGUUUGGCCCAAGUCUGGUUGAUGUGUACACAACAUCGAUAUAAUAAUAUAAGCUAUGCGAGUUUAAUAUUGUAUUUGCAAAUGAUUUAAUAUACUUAAUCACGACGUCUA